UUGUGCGAAUGUGUUACCCUUGUGAUUUCCAGCCAGGUCACUCCAAGUCAGCUGCUUUGGCUGCGGCUGUCGGUGGAAGCUCCUCCGUCUUCCCAGUCCCUGGCCCCUUUGCUUGCCUGCCCAGGAUCGGCUCCCGGGCAAGGGGGGACAAGAGGAUGUGCCUGCGGCUAUUCUGGUAGCUGUGAGUUAUGGCGGUGUCAUGUGAAGCAAAGCGCCCAGAAAUGCAUGUCAAAUCAAACCAGUGACUAAUCAUGAUAUUUUGGUUGUCUUAGUGCCUGCCGGGCAAAGAUUUAUGGGCUUAGAAAAUCUUCAAGUAAUAAUCCCCGGGCGCUGAUUUGAUCGUCAGCGGAGGCUUCCUAAGAGAGCGCGAAAAGAGGACGAAAAGGGGGCUGCUGUCCCAGGGGCGUCAAGGUCUAAACUUAUCUGAGUUUGAAACACAAAUGAGAGAGGAGAAAAGCCAGUGCUCCCCGCUCAUCUGUGUCUGCUCAGAGCCAUGCGCUGGCAGCCAGACAGGAUCUAUUUGAUCUGCCUGCGGAGCAAGAAGGGUCGAGGGGGACGGCUGAGCAGACACAAAGCGUCAUUUGUUGGGAUUGUCGUCUAGCUCCCUCAUCUGUCACCCGAUGGCCAGCCAAGCAAGUGCUCAGCGCAACCGUGGACCAUUCAUCCUUGCGCAAGCGACGGAGGAGCGAAAACUGGAGGUCUGCUGGGAAUUCAAGCAAUGACUGCUGAGUCGGGCAGCUGUUCCAAUAUCUAAUUGCAUUUUAGCUUUGAUAACUCAAGGGGAAAGAGUUGCAUUGCCUACCAUGAGCUAUUUCCUCUCCUACUGCAAAGCACACUGCACCGCCGUGCUCACCCAGUACCAGACCCUGAGAUCAGAGGGCUUUCUGUGCGAUAUUUUGCUGAAAGUGAAGGAAAACGAGUUUCCUGCACACAAGUCCUUGUUGGCAUGCUCCAGCGACUAUUUCCGAGCCAUGUUCAAAAGUUAUACCCAAGAGUCUAAAGCCAGUGUAAUUCACCUGCAAGUUGUCUCGCCCACCGGUCUCCAGCACGUCCUGGAUUUCAUUUACACUUCCUUGUUGCCCCUUUCCUUUGAAAGCCUGGAAGAUACCUUGGAAGCUGCAAGCUACUUGCAAGUGACUGAUGCUAUUGGCUUGUGCAAUCAGUACUUAGUUAACAAUCUUGCCUUGGAAAACUGCUGCUUCUCUGCCAACGUGGCCAGGAAGUUCUACCUGCCAGAUGCCGUAGUAGCAACAGAAAAAUACAUUGUCAAUAAUCUCUGGAAGCUGCUGGACUUGGAUUUGUCGGGACUGCUCGAGCUGAACUUCAGGUCUUUGCUAGCAGUGGUUGAAUCACCAGAUCUCCCCAUGGUGAAAGAAACCCGCCUGCUGAAUCUUGUGCUGCUGUGGCUGAAGGAGGACAAAUCCAGGCUGGCUCACGCUGGCAGCCUUUUAGAGCACAUAAGAUUCGGCCUCAUCCCAGUGGAAGAGCUGAGAAAAACCUACACACAGUCAGAAGUGCCCCUCUCCGCAGGUAUUAAGUGCUUGAUCAUUAAGGCAAUAAACUACCAUACGUCUGUUUUCAAACAGCCUGUCCUGCAGGAUAAGUCCACCACGCUGAGGAACCAGAAAACUCGGAUCAUUCUGCUGGGGGGAGGGACGGCAAGUGAGGGGCUUGUCACCGAUGUGGUGGCCUUCGAUGUUUACAAUCACAAAUGGCGAGCUCUCACGCAGGUGCGGGACAGGGUGCAGAACCACAGUGUGUGCGUGGUGGGGAACUUCCUCUAUGUCUUGGGUGGGGAAAUAGAAAGUGGUGCCCCGGGUGACCCUAAAACCGAAAAGAUCUUAUCGGUUACGAACAAGGUCCAUCGUUAUGAUCCCAGAUUUAACACGUGGACCCAAACCACGGGCAUGCUGGAAAAGAGAUGCCAGUUUUCUUGUUGUGUCCUAGGCCAGGAUAUCUUCGCCAUUGGUGGCAGGGGGGAGGACGGGUCACUGCAUUCGUCUGUGGAAGUCUACAACAUCAGCAGGGACAGAUGGACAAAGGCCAGGGCAUUGCCAUGCAAGACACACGGCCAUGCCAGUGCCAUUUGCAAGAAUACUAUAUACAUCUCAGGCGGAAAGUACACAGAUCCAGCCGACACAAGCAAGGACCUAUAUUCUCUGAGCUCACUUGAAGGGCAGUGGAUUAAACAAGCUCCCAUGAGCAUUGCUCGCUUUGGGCAUCAGAUGGCAACAAUCAGAGAAGCCAUAUUCACGUUUUUAGGAUUAUACGAACCAUUCUCUGAAAUAGAAAGAUAUGACCCUGAUCAAAACCAAUGGACUCGGUUAAGGCCACUGAUCUAUGAUCGAUUCUGCUAUGGCCUGGCAGUGGUAGAGGAAACAGCUCUUCUUAUUGGGGGUAAGAAAUGGCAAAACUCACAGGAGGUCCCCACGCAAGAUGUGGUUGGCUACGACAUCGACAACGACGGCUGGGAAGAGAUCUGCAAAGCCCCCUUGCCUUGGUGCGGGCUGCAGUGCGCGGUGCUGCAACUCUCUGAACUGGCCGAUGAGCAGGACAGUGACAGCCAGCAGAAGAGACCGCCAAACUGCUGAGCUCACACGCUGAGGAAUAACCAUCCGAGGAGAGGAGCCAGCAUGGGGGUCCUGGAGAGGAAGAAAAUUGCAAUGGCACUGACUGUGACCGAACGGAGGUUUUGCUUUGAUAAGCCGUACACUUGGUGGAAAAAGGCAAGAAAGUCUGGUUCCAGCACGGGAAAAGUGCUAGGAUUUAUAGAGCUGGAAGCUGAUCUCACUGUAGAAGGAGCAAGUAGCACGUCUAGAGGCGAUGAGUGAGAAUCAUAAUCUUUGACUUUUGAAGAAUAAUACCUAGAUGGCAAUUAAUAGGUGUUGCAAGUCAAAUUUUUCAAAGGUUAAAAAAUAUAAUCUGUCUUUUCUGCUUUCUUAAACAGAGGUAAUUUUCCCAGCUGGUAAGUGCUAUUGAAUUUUUAUGCUAUGGCUAAGCAAAAUAAAAGUGAGAUGUAUAAAGACUAGCAAAUUGAAGCCUAUGAGAACUAA
Molecule: messenger RNA, 3053 nt
Organism: Chroicocephalus ridibundus (black-headed gull)
Lineage: Eukaryota; Metazoa; Chordata; Aves; Charadriiformes; Laridae
Gene: KLHL34
Product: kelch like family member 34
Exons: 2
Coding region: 804-2591 (595 amino acids)
Molecular function (GO): protein binding
Source: RefSeq, a predicted model, not a curated record